Molecule: messenger RNA, 396 nt
Organism: Sabethes cyaneus
Lineage: Eukaryota; Metazoa; Arthropoda; Insecta; Diptera; Culicidae
Gene: IFT20
Product: intraflagellar transport protein 20 homolog
Exons: 3
Coding region: 1-396 (131 amino acids)
Biological process (GO): protein localization to cilium; intraciliary transport; centrosome localization
Cellular component (GO): centrosome; intraciliary transport particle B; Golgi apparatus
Source: RefSeq, a predicted model, not a curated record
AUGAGUGAAGAAUUGGGUAAUUCCGGUAUUUACAUAGACGAUCUCUAUGCUUUACGGGUAAUUGAUCCAGAAAUAGCCAGUGAAACCAACGAAUUAAAGGAUGAGUGUGAGAAAUUUACGGAUAAGCUAAAAGAAUUUCGACACAUCAUCGAUCAAUUUGCAAAUAUUGUUGAACUUUUCUCAACCGAAGUGGAUCAGAUAAAGAUGAGAGCAAUUGGAGUUCAAAAUCUGCUGAAAACUUUUUCAAAGCAACGAGAAUCGGAACAACAAGCUAUACAAAGCGAGAUAAUUGAAAAAAUGGUAGAGCUGGAUAAACUUAAAAUAGAAUACCAAUACUUACAGCGAGUUGAAUCGGAACAACAGGAAAUAAUUGAUAAUUACUAUCAACAUCAAUAA